UGUGUUUUUUGAAAAUUUUCUAACGUUUUAAUAAAAUGGUUGAUUAAACGCUUUUGUAUAAAAAUUUUCAUUGAAAUCGGGUUAGUCUUGUAAGAGAAAUUUUGAAACCAAAACAAAAAACGGUUCUAUGGCAGGUACCGUUAGUAACCUUCCAAAAAAUAUUUUUUUUAAAUUAAAAGUUGGGUCUUGUUUGUAAAAUUAUACACAAAGUUUUUUUAUCAAAAUCGUUAGAGUUGUUUUCGAGUUAUUUGGUAUAACUUGAAAAAUUUGUAUGGGGGGUAUACUUUCUAAUUGAGAUAUAAAAAAACAAAAAAAAAAACCAACUUUCAGAAUUCUAUAAAAAUCAUCUGUACCAAAUUUGAAGAAAAUCCGUCCACGCGUUUAGGCUGUGGAAAUGUGUACAGAUGGACGCACAGACGCACGGACGGAAUUGCGAGACCAACUAUUUUGGAAUUCUCCAUCAUCCAAAUGUUGGUUUUGAUUAAUACCUAAAAUUUUUUUUUCGACACGAAACCAAUACUUGCCCUAUAGAGCAAGUAAAAAAUCUUAAGAUCCAUUUUUUACAAACUUUUUCAUAUUAGUGAUAUGGCAAGUAUAGUUAAUUUUGGCACAAAAAAAAUCAAUAUUUCACAUUAAACCUUUACUUGCCAAAUUUUAAUAGAUCUUCAGACAUGCAAAUCCAUAAUAUUACUCGAGCAUUAAUAAAUACUCAAACAACUUGCACGAAAAAUCAAAAACUAAAUCGUAAAUUAAAUGACUAUAAGUGAAACACUACCAUCAAAAUAAUGCUCGUGGGUGCCUAAGUUUACAAAAGAUUAGAAAGCAGACACGAUUUAUAAAUAAUUUCUCAAAUUUAAAACAAGAAACCAAUACAUAUCAUAACAAAAAUACGCAAAUUAAGUUCAAUAACAGUAAACAACAUCUUCACGCGUCUUCAAGCAGAAACACUUUUUCUUUGCUAAUAAAAUAAAGAAGAUACCACAAAAAAUAUUCUUUCAUUGAAAUUACAUGCGCAUACAAUCGUAAAAAUAUUCGCGAUACCAUUUAGAUAAGAAAUAAGAAAAACAUCCAAUAAAUUCUAUUUAUUGUUUUCAUUCAGUCGCAUCUUUUAAUUUUGCUCUUUCUAUAAAUACUUAAAACUUUCUAUUCACACUCACAGUCAAUUAAAGUUAAUAUUCCAAUGAGUACUUCAACAUUGUCCUCUACGGUCGUUAAAGACCUCUGCAAAAGAUAUUCCAAUCAGGAGAUAGAAUUGCUCAGUUAUUCGAUCAAGAAUUUAAAUGAAUCUCCAACAGGAUUCCUUGGUCAACAUGAGGUUCUAUCCGUAAUUAUUCAAACCAAGGAUCAAUCCGAUCCCCAAGAAUUGAUAUUCUUUAUGAAAACUGCUCCCACACACAUAGCAUCCAGACAGAAAUACAUUGAGGAGUUUAAUGUUUACAAAAAGGAAGUAUCUGUCUACAGAAACUUGCUCCCAAAGUUACAAGAAGGACAGCCGGAUAUUUCUGCUCAAUGUUAUUACGCUAAAGAUGUUGUCCUAGUUUUUGAACACUUGGGUGAAAUGGAAUUCCAAAUGGCAGCUGAUCGAUCCGGACUAUUAGACUAUAAUCACCUGGAAUGUGCCCUAAGUUCUUUAGCAAGCUUGCAUGCUUCAUCAAUUAUAUUCGAGGCAACUAGUCAGGAGAAAAUUUCCGAAAUGUUUCCAGAAAUUAUAAAAGAAAACACAUAUCCAUCGGCCGAAGUGAACAGUGCUCGACGAGACAUUGUCAAUAAUGUAGUUGGAGCUCUCUGCGAAAUUAUCAAAAUCAUACCCGAAUUCAGACAAUCCAAUCGCUUGGAAUAUAUUUUGAAGCAAUUUCCACAAGAAAUGAACAGAAUUUUUGAUCUAGUUAAACCAACCAAGACGAAAUACUUAAAUGUAUUUAGCCACGGAGACUUAUGGGCAAAUAAUUUACUCUUCAAAUAUGAACAGGAUGGUCGUCCUGUUCAAUGCCGAUUUGUUGAUUUUCAACUCACACGAUACGCGCCACCAAUUUUCGAUGUUAUAACCUUAUUGACCAUUUCCACUACCAAGGAGUUUCGCCUGCAGCAUUUGGAUUCACUUUUAACCAGUUACUACUCAAUGUUGGAAUACUUCCUCAGAAUACAUGGUUUGGAGAUUAAUGACUUUCUACCGCCAAAACAGUUUGAGGAGAGCAUAAAUGAGUUAAAAAUAGUUGGUUUGAUUCAGAGUUGUUUGAUUUCUCAUAUAACCAUGUUUCCCGCCGAGCUGACCAAAAAAAUUCUUUCGGAUGAAAGUUUUCAACAAGAUUUCUUUAAAAAUAAAAGAAAAGAAAUUUGUAUAAUGACAUUUAAUAGUGAUGCUGUGUAUAGAAGUAGAUUAUCGGAUAUGAUAUCUGAUUUUGUAAAUAGUUAUAUUUUAAAUUAAGUACCUAAUAA
This is a messenger RNA of Episyrphus balteatus (marmalade hoverfly), 2436 nucleotides long. RefSeq lists its product as uncharacterized. The coding region runs from base 1181 to 2425 and encodes 414 amino acids. The record is from RefSeq and is a predicted model, not a curated record. The transcript has a single exon. Lineage: Eukaryota; Metazoa; Arthropoda; Insecta; Diptera; Syrphidae.